Scatophagus argus is the source of this 4017-nucleotide messenger RNA. It is a transcript of the gene dnajc16l, whose product is annotated as DnaJ (Hsp40) homolog, subfamily C, member 16 like. NCBI's taxonomy places the organism in Eukaryota, Metazoa, Chordata, Actinopteri, Scatophagidae. The coding region runs from base 221 to 2650 and encodes 809 amino acids. The transcript has 16 exons. The record is from RefSeq and is a predicted model, not a curated record.
CAUUGCGGGCAUGUCACUGACAAUUUGCAUUAGCCGAAAGAAAAUAAUGGCAUCAGCAUAAUAAACUGCCAGUAUGUCGUUUGUAUUUAACAUCGUUUAUAUCAAUGUACCUUAACUUCUUUUAUUUAUUCCGUUUCAGAAUAGCUCCGUAGUAUUAAUUAAUCUGGCAGCCUGGUAGCUAACUACCGUCUACGGUAUACGAGGCCAGUGGCAAAGCGAGAUGACGACCAGGAGAGCCAACCGACAUCCUCGGACAUGUCCCUGUUUGUUCGCCAUCUUUCUGCUAAUUUGGAGUGUGCAGCUGGUGAAGGCAGCCACUGAAUAUGACCCAUACAAAAUCCUGGGUGUCAGCAGGAGUGCAAGUCAAACAGAAAUCAAGAGGGCAUACAAGAACCUUGCUAAAGAAUGGCAUCCAGAUAAGAACAAGGACCCUAAAGCUGAGGACAUGUUCAUCAAGAUUUCCAAGUCAUACGAGAUUCUGUCUAAUGAGGAGCGAAGGUCCAACUUUGACCGCUAUGGACAGAUGGACGAGAACCAGGCCUUUGGCCAGUCACAGCAUCACGGUUUCCGCAGCUUCCACAACAGCUUCUACUUUGAUGAGUCUUUUUUCCAUUUCCCCAGGUCCAGGGACUUUGCGGACAGCAAGUACCUACUUCAUCACGCGCAGUUUAACAGCGACGUCCUUCCAGACAGCCACAAGAGGCCGUAUCUAAUCAAAGUGACCUCUGAUUGGUGCUUUGCGUGCGUCCACAUUGAGCCUGUGUGGAAGGAGGCAGUGCAGCAGCUGGAGCCACUGGGUGUUGGCAUUGGCAUUGUGGACCUUGGUUACGAGCGUCGCCUGGCCAACCAGCUGGGAGCUCACCGUGCUCCCUCCAUCAUCGGGCUAGUGAACGGCAGGGUGACAUUCUUCCAUCAGGCCGUGGUGCGGGAGCACCUGCGACAGUUCAUUGAAGACCUGCUCCCCCAGAAACUGGUGGAAAAGAUCACAGAUAACAACUACCAGGGUUUUCUGGAUAGCUGGCAUGUAGAAAAUAAGCCCAGCGUUGUCUUGUUUGACCAAGUCCCUGUUAUUCCCCUGCUCUACAAAUUGACAGCGUUUGCAUUCAGAGAUUACGUGCGCUUCGGUUACGUGGACCAGGGUGAAACGCAAAGCAGUCGGCUGCUGCGGCAGUUCAACAUAAACACGUAUGCCCCCACCAUGCUGCUGUUUAAGGAGGAUACAGAGAAGCCUGUUGACAUCAUCCAGGCCAGAGGAAUGAAGCGACAGAUCAUGGAUGAGUUUGUCUCCAACAACAAGUUCCUGCAGGUGCCGCGCCUGGUCAACCAGCAGCUUUUUGAUGAGCUGUGUCCUGUCAAGCAGUUCCACCGACGGAGGAAGUACUGUGUGCUGCUGAUCACAGGGGAAGACCAAGCCUUUGUCCCAGGCAACAAGGCCUUUUUGGACUUCGCAUCAGCUAACAAAAAAGAGGUGCUGCGGUUUGCGUAUGUCUACCAGCGCCAGCAGCAGCCUCUCUGUCUGACACUGCUUCAUAAUCAGGCUGCACUGUCUCCUCAGGUGGUGAUUCUUGAGAGGCGGAGCCAGGCUGGUAAGGUCCUGUACCGCUCUGUCAGCGGUGGCUGGAACGGCAGUGAAGAAGACAAGCACAGGCUUUAUGAACAUCUGGAGCUCCUUCAGAAAGACCCCACCUAUCUGAGCUCAGACGCCACCCUGCCAGAACUCAACAACGAGAUGGCCCCCAUGUUUAUUAUUCAGUGGAUGAAUGCUGCCUAUGAUUACAUGCUUCAGCUGUAUGACGACCUUCUCUACUCAAACUGGCGAGAGAUGAUGCCCAUCCUGUCGCUGAUCUUCUCAGCUCUCUUUAUUCUUUUUGGCACCGUCAUCAUUCAGGCCUUCAGUGAGCCAAGUGAGAGCAAACCCCAGAAACCAAAGCCGAGGGAGCAACCACAAACUGAAGAUGAUGCUGCAAGUCGAGCUAGUACGUCAAGCCGUCCUCCUAAGAAAGACUUUGUGGAAGUUACAGAGCUGACGGACAUCACGUACACCAGCAACCUGGUCAAGCUCAGGCCGGGCCACAUCAACGUGGUCCUGGUGCUCACCAACGCCUCCAAGACUGCCCUGCUCAGGAAAUUUGCCAAGGAGGUUUUUUCCUUCUCUGGGACUCAGACCCUCCACUUCUCCUUCCUAAACGCUGAUAAGCACCGCCACUGGAUGCCAUCACUCCUUCGCGCAACCUCUGAUGCUAUGCAGAGCACGGGCCACUCAGACGAGGACGAGGAGUCGUCAGACUACAGUGGCCACGUCUUGGCCCUCAAUGGCCACAAGAAAUACUUCUGCCUCUUCCGACCCGUCUUCACGGGGGACGAUCCCAACGACUCUUCAUCCGAGACCUCUUUCUCCUCUGACAGCAGGAGAAAGUCCCGGUCCAGGUCUAGGUCCAGUUCCCACUCCCGAUCCAGGUCCCAUUCCAGGGAGGAUGGGGCCGUACCCAAGAGAGGCUCCAGUAGGGCCACCAGCAUAGAAGUCCACCACAAGCUUGACAGGCUGGGACUGUGGAUGGAGAGGCUGAUGGAGGGCACUCUGCCCAGAUUACGGGUCCCUGCGUGGCCCUCCCUUGAUGAACCCACUAACAACUCCUCCACAGAGAGCUGAGGUCAAAGUCAGUAAGAUGGUGUGGAGCAGGUGGAGGUUGAUGGCUUAGAGUAGUUUGAAGUGCUGAAGGUACAUACUGAGGCAAAGUCUGAGCUUCAAGAUGCCAUCUCAUGUCUUCUGUGCAGAAGCAGGAGGAAGAAAAAGGAGAGAAAAAAUGACUGUAUCAUAUACAUACACAGUCAUUCUUCACACACACGCACACACACCCAAACCCAAACAGGUGUGUUCUCUUAGCUAGCCACAGCAUUUUUCAUUUUGCUUUAUUGCUCACAUGUGACCACUGGUGUUUUUUUUUCUUGUCUCUGUUUAUGAAGCAUCAUGGUACGGACGUUAGCUGUAGCCAGCUGUGUGUGUGGAGUAUAUCCCUGUAUGUGUGUGUUACACAUUAACUCCAGUUCUUCGUGCUAUCUUCAUCUCCUUUUAACUCUUGGCUCUUUCAGACAACAUGGGGAAAAAAGUUUUUGUUUUGUUUUGGGUUUUUUUUGGUUUUUUUUGGCUGCCUUUGCUCUCUUUGAGUCUCUAAAACUCACUUUGCGUCUAAGCAGAUAUUUGCAGUUGACAGACAUCUUUCAUGCCUAUGAGCUUUGGCAUUAUGUCAAAUGAUCAGACCAUAUGAUUUGAUCUCCAAAAAGGUUAAUACGAAUACAGGCUUGGAGACCAAGCCUGAUGCACUGAAUUUAUAAUUAAAUUAUGUUUUUUGUUUAUUUGUUUCUCUUUUUUUUUUUUACUUUUAAGAGUCUCACAGCAUUGUAAGCGGUAAUAAUAAACUCAUUCACAUGCACACAGUCUACCUUUCCUCAUGUUCUCUAAACAUGUUUGAUGAUUGAAUAGGAUUCGUCGUGGCGUUUUUUUUUUCCUGCUCAGACCAAGUUGCCAUAAGUUGCUGCUGUUUAGUUAAGAGAUUUAACACUGAAUGGGCUAACAGUCCAUUUUGAAUUCUGAUUAAAUUACACUUUGUUUUGGGUAAGUGAGACCCAAAAUCUGCCUUCUUGUCUGAGUUCGCUUAAGUUCCUGUCACUUGUUUGAAUCAGGGAGAAAUGAUAAACCCUGUACUUAUCCUCUGUAAGCCAUUGCCCUUAAAUUGCUGUAAAUGUUUAUGCAUGCAAUCAGUAGGUCAGUCACUAAUAACUGGUUAAUUUGCACUGGCAACUUUUUCCUGCCGUCUCAUUUCCUCCUUUUACUCUGUAAUGGAAUAAUUUGCUGCUUAACAAAUAAUAAUUGUAGUACACUGUAAUUUGUAUUCUUUUUUUUGUAUGUCUUUUGAACUUCAUUUACAUCCAUAUCUAACUGAGAGCAAUGAAUUGUAACUUAUUAAAAGAAACUCAUUGGGACACAGCUUAUUUAUUAAAAUGUGCAUAUAAGUUUGA